GAAAGCAGAACAGUGUACGAAAUACUCCAGGCAUCGUAGUAUAGAGUCCUUACUCAUUCUCUUCUCUGUGUUUACUAAGAUUAUUCAAAUAAGCAAAAGACUAUCUUUGGAGCCACGGUGGGAAGAUUAUCCACGUCUUCAAUCGUGCUAACCUUAGUAGAUAUCUUGGUGGAGGAGCAGACGCACCAUUCUCUACGUUGAAAGAAUUUUAUACUAAAGAAUAAUUUUCAUCGAUUUAAUUAAACGACGUUAAUUCAUCAUGGUAUUCGACAAGAUCAUAAAUAAUACUCUAAAUAACAUCCCUGGUGUGGGUCAUACAAAAGCUGCCUUCCAUUAUCUCUCUGGUGAUCGACAUGCCGCAAAGGAAGCAUUCAAUGCCGCGAAUAGAAGCACAGUUGUAGUAGGAGCUGCCACAGUGACUGGAGGGCUUGGUGCUAUCCCCGCUGCCAUGGCUUAUGAUGUCGGAACGAGUAUAGUAACAGGAGAACCUCAAGGAUAUGUGGCAGCGACCAAGAAUUUGGUCGAAGACCCAAGCCUUUCCACAGUUAUGGAUGCAGGUCUUCUUACAGUUGGAGACGUUGUUGCUGGCAGUGCGGGAGCAAAAGGACUGCGAAAUGCACUUAUUCCAAAGCCUAAAGGAAAAAGCUUACUUAUUGACACUAUAGUAAUAACUGAGGCAGUAUGUGCAAGCGGAAAGAAUUAUGUAUACACUGAAGCUACAAAAACUUUUGCUAAAACUUUAUCUGAAGAGGCACAGAAAUCACAGUCUCCUCGUUAUGGAGGAGAUAGUAGCAACGAUGAUUCUCCACGUAGAUCGUCCGGAGUGCACAGUCAUAAAGUCAGUGAGGAAAGCAGCGACGAAGAGAGUACCGACGAAGAAGAUGAGUUCGAUAUUGCAUUCACUUAUGAUGAUUAUGAAGUAGACACAACCACACCUUUAACCCCAGAAGAGAAAAACGAAGCUCUGCAAAAGAAGAAGAAUCAAACGCCAGAAGGAAAUCUUCCAAAGAAUAUCAAUAAACGGGAUGUUAAGUUCAGUUCGAAAGAAGAACUAAAUAAUUCGAAAGAAAGAUUUAACAGACAAGAUCCAAGUAAUAGCAGUAACGUAGUUGACGAAAAUUUAUGGCGACAACCGGUUUGGUUGCACCUUCGUAUGCCUCACACAUUCAAUUAUACGGGAGCGAUUGUGACAAAUACCCUACGACAGGGUUUAUUGCAUAUCCUUAUUCGACAUGGACACCAAUUCGCAGCCUAUAUCCCUGAUUUUCAAACAAUUUUUGACAAAUUACCAAAAGAGAUUAGAGAUCUUAUUCGCCGAGUCCAAAAAGCGCUUACCGACACUGCGUCCAGUAGUGCAAUAAGUCGAUUAGAACGAGCUUUACGAAAAUUGGAUUCCCAAACUUCCCAAGAUGUAGACGAAAUUCUAUUUGAAUUACAAAUGAAGCUAUACGACUAUAUACAGGAGAACAUCCUUUUCGACGGGGAUAGACGUGGAUAUGCUGGAGAAGGUUGUAACAACCAUAAACGUCAAACUGUAUUUUUCAAACCGAAUAAUGAUCAAAUUUUGGUUAUCGGUGUAUCCGAUGAGCUGUAUCAUAAUCCGCUUCGUUUCGGUGGCGAUAGACGUCCUGUAAGAGCAGUUAUAACAAGUUACUAUAUAACUGGGAAGAAGUAUGAAGGGAGAUACGUGGAUAUACUAUUUGACCUCAUCUCAUAUUUGCGUGAUAACUAGCUUUGACGACUCGCCUUUCCUACCGGCUCCGUAUUUGUUUCGAGCGACUUUUUUCUAGCUUCGCACAUUAAGAACAGGUACGAUUUGCUUUGCUACAAAUUAAUGAAGAAAGUGAAUCAAGUACCUCUCUGACAAGAAGGUGAUGGGCCAUUAUUAAUAUGAUUGCAACGUAUAUAAAUAUUUGCUUUAUCUUUUAACAAUAAUUUUAUUAACAAUUUAAAUUACCAAGUUAAUAUAUCUAAUUAUGGUAAAAAGUGUA
Messenger RNA from Megachile rotundata (alfalfa leafcutting bee), 1991 nucleotides. RefSeq lists its product as uncharacterized. The record is from RefSeq and is a predicted model, not a curated record. Lineage: Eukaryota; Metazoa; Arthropoda; Insecta; Hymenoptera; Megachilidae.